Planococcus citri (citrus mealybug) is the source of this 1851-nucleotide messenger RNA. RefSeq lists its product as uncharacterized. Lineage: Eukaryota; Metazoa; Arthropoda; Insecta; Hemiptera; Pseudococcidae. Bases 503 to 1282 code for a protein of 259 amino acids. The record is from RefSeq and is a predicted model, not a curated record. The transcript is spliced from 5 exons.
UUCGCUACUUUACUAAUAAACGCCGCCAUCGCCAUCGCCACUGCCAUAUAGUACCGCUUACCGCACACCCGCCACUUUUGCAUCGCUCUGCGAACCAGCAAAAACCAAAAGCGACAUACGAACAAAUUCUAGUUGUUGGUGCGCCCUGCGUGUAGUGCCUUCGCCUUCGUCUUCGUCUUCGUCUUCUCCAGCUCUCGUAGUGUUCGCGCUGACCACUGAUCCACUGAUCCAGUGAUCGCCGGGUAAAUGUGACUUAUCGAUUCGUCGCCAUUUAUUAUCGACAUUUUCGCGCCGCCGCUAAAAUACACACGAGUAAUAAAUCGCGUCGAUUUAUCAAUGUUCCACACUCGUCGGUUUUUAUCACAGUGAUCGUGAUUUUGUGGUGACUUUUUAAUUAAUUAAUUGAUUGAUUAAUUGAUUAGUGCGUUCGAUUUACUUGGUGUUUGGUUCGAUAUCUUUCACACACACACACGUUAAUCAUCCAUUUACGCCAGUCGUAAUCAUGAAGAAACUGUUGUGGAUUUACGCGGCGAUAUGCUGUAUAAGUGUGAUAAUCCAAGCGGCAGCAGAAGAAAACGCAGACGACGGUGGUUUAAAUAUAGAACGAGAUGCAGAAGACACAGCUGACGAUUCGGACGAUCCAUUCAGAAUCAAAAGACAACACGGUCACGGCGGUUCUAAUCCAAUAACUAGUUUAUUAAGUUCGGUAUUUAAUAAAAAAUUAGGUCUUAUCGGAUCCCUUUCCAGUAUAUCGAGCUCGUCGAAAGGAGUUGAAACGCAUCAUCAUACCUACGAUUAUCCGCAUCCACCACCGGUCAAGCCGUUCGAUUGGUGGUCUUUCAAAAAGACUAUUUUAGCUUCGUUAUUACAAGCUGUGAAAGCCAUAACCGGAGGAGUGAUCGCACUAAAUGGUCAACUCGUUAAAGUGAAAGGACAUUUGUUAGCCGCCAAAGGAGCUUUGUUAUCGACGAAAGGAGACUCGAUCACCAAUUUCGGUAAACAUUUAGCCACGAACGCGUUCGGUCAUCAUCAGCCGGCUCAUUCCGAUAUUCACGAAGCGUCGUUACCAGCUCCAGCAUCCGGCGCUACUGCAUCGGGUUACGGAUUAACGGGACCGUCGAAUAUUCACGGAUCUUUGGAGACUGGAUACCCAAACAACGAUUUCAAAUCAGCUAUCGAAUACCCAUCAGGUUACUACAAGGAUCCGAAUAGUUAUGCGAAGAGAGCAGCUCCAGCGUAUUUUUUAGUCGAUAACAACACAGCUGACAAAAGCAGAAAAUGAAAAGUUACCGCUAGACUCGAUGACCAAAACUUUUGAAGAACACGUUGCAAUCCAGUCAUCUAUCAACAUUACACAUAUUGUUAAACAUUUUUAUGUUAAAAUCAUCAGUCAACUAGUCACUCUCAUCACUAUUUAAAAUUAACCAUACCAUUUUUUAUUCCUGUUUAUAAUUGCAUGUUAUUUGUAAGUUACCUAAAAAGGUCUGUCAACUUUUGUAAAUUGUGUAAGUACUACGCGAACGAAUUAUUGUUCAACGCGAUUGCCAACAUUCACUGUGUAAAAAUUAUCAACAUUUUUUAAAUUAUUAUUCCAAAUAUUACGCGAAAUAUCGAAUCGCAGCCGAAAACUAUCAACAAAAAAAUCGCGAUCAAGAACCGGCGCCAUUUUUUUUGUAAUAAAAAAAAUCUUUUUCGCAUGCAGCAAAUCGAUUAAUCGAACGAUUUUUUUUGUUUACAUUAUUUAAGUAGGUUUUAAUAACGUAUCCUACCUAUUAGUUUUGUAACGUUAAAAAAAUUUUGUAUUGUAUAAUAUUUUUUGUAAAUCAAAAUUAAAUUUCACAAAUUUUUGUA